GAUACGCCGGCGGCCCCCCAUUACUGUGCGACGACCGAGGCCUGUGUUUUCAUGAUCCCGAGUUUUCGUUCUGCCAGAGAGUCUGCCUCUUCCUUAAAGAAUAUGGGAUAGGCUGGAAGUGGGUCACACUCACAGUGGACAUGGGCCUAUUCCCUAUUAGAUGGUACGUCGACUUAAAAACAGCCGCCCCACCUCCGUGCUGGAGGCCCUUCUCGGAAAGCUGUGCAGCCACCUCGACUACGGCUGUUCUGUAUUGGAGAAGUUGCCUUUCCUGAAGGCAGAGGCAAUUGCUGCUUACAUCGUGGAUCUUGUUAGGCUUUGUGGUUGUACCGGAUAGGCACUUUCCUCAGGGCUACACUAUCCUCCCAAAUUCUCAUCGGCUCAGUCAUCUGAAGUUAAACUUUUUGGAUUCGACUUUUAGUUCCAAGUAAAACUGGACUGGAUAUACACAUACAAACAAAUAUGUGUGUUUGUAUGAAUAUUUAAGUAAGUAAUCAAUGACAGAAAUGAUUUUUCUGUGUACGAAAUACAUAUUCCUUCACACCCAAAAUCAAUAAAACAUUUUGUGCCACGACAGGAAACCCAUUCAUGUAUAGUAUAAAUAUUAGUGUGUGUGUGUUUGUACAUAUAUAUGCGUAUAUAUGGUAUACGAAUAUAAUAAUAGCAUCUAAUAAUAGCAUCUUGCACUCUUUAUUGUAAACACACUAUUGGCCAAUAUGUUUCCUUUUACUUGAAGCUGAAUUUUGCUCUUUUGUUUUCCUGAUAAUAAAAAGCGUGCUAAACAA
Penaeus vannamei (Pacific white shrimp) is the source of this 785-nucleotide messenger RNA. The record is from RefSeq and is a predicted model, not a curated record. Lineage: Eukaryota; Metazoa; Arthropoda; Malacostraca; Decapoda; Penaeidae.